AUGCUGAGCUCAGGCCUGCGAAUUCCCCUCCUGCCCCUCCUUCUCCUGUGGCUCACACUGAUGGAGCUGAGCUGGUCCUUUACAGAGAAAGACAAGAAGCUGAUCGUGGACCGGCACAAUUGGUUCCGUUCUCAGGUCUCUCCUCCAGCUGCAGACAUGCUGAAACUGAGCUGGGAUCCAGAACUGGAAGCUUUUGCCAAAGACUAUGCAGAAAAAUGCGCCUGGAAACACAAUGAAGAGCGUGGUCAGCGUGGUGAGAAUCUCCUUGCUACAUCUGGAGACCUAGAUUUGGAGAAUGCAGUGGAGGAGUGGUACAAGGAGAACCAAUAUUAUAAUAUGACCACAUUAACAUGCGAAGAGGACCAGAUGUGUGGUCACUAUACACAGGUGGUCUGGGCAACCAGCGAGCGUGUUGGCUGCGGGACAGUGUUCUGUGAGACUCUGCAUCUUACGAAUGACACAGACAUGAAUCUGUUAGUCUGCAACUACGAACCUCCGGGGAAUGUAAUCGGACAUAAGCCAUACAAGGAAGGAGCUCCAUGUUCCAUGUGCCCAGAUGGCUAUUCCUGUAAGGAUUCGCUCUGUGCAUCCAGUGCUGAUGUAGAUGCAACCAUUGAACCAACCAUCGAUGACUCAACCAGUAAAGCAACCACUGCAUCUCCUGACCCGACAAAACUAGAAACAACUGCUAUCUUGACUACAAGGCCAACUCUGCCACCCACCAGUACAAGUGCAUCAGGAGACAUACCAGAAACUCUCACUACUGGCCCAGAAGUGGAAUCUCAACCUACUACAACCAAAGAUACCACAGACAAUUUUACGCCGUCCCCAUCUCCCCUCAUUCCGCAGCGUUCUACCCCAAAGUCACCCUCCAUCCCUAAACCACGGCCCACCCCUAUACGGCCCACCACUGCUAAGACGCCUCCUCCCCCCCGUAAGGCCGUGCCCUUCCGUCCGCCUCCCCCCCCUCUUAAGAAGGCUCCCAUCUCCAAAACCCCUGCGCGGCACCGUUUGGCAGCUUAUGCCAAAGCAAUAAAGGGGCAGCACAAUGCUGAACACAAUGAUGUUCGGUCCUCAGCGCACAAGGCCGCGUCUAUGUCUGUCUGCCUGCCCUGCCUUGGAUGUAAAAAAAUUAGCCAAGCUGAAGAAAUAAAGGCUGCACUGAAAGAGCUGUCCUCCAGAUACCCCUAUGCUCCUUGCUUUUCCCCACUUCCCCGAUGGCAGAGGCACAGCAAGUGCAGCUGGUGUGGGCACACUUGGGGCAAUGCACUUAGGAAGGCCAGGCCUUAUUGGCUCAACAGUUUAUAGCGAGUGUGCGAUCAGAUGUAUUUAUAUGCAGAGCCACCCAUCUUCUCUUUUGUGCAUGCAUGUGUAUGCUUGCCCAUGUGCAUGCAUGCAUAUUUUUUCCUUUCUGCACUUUUGUGAGUGUACUAGCCUGCUGGGAUUGGAAUAGCAUUGUAGGAUGCCCAAUGGAUGAACACUCUGUAGAACAUGGUCCAGAGCUCAGCCAAACCAUGACGCUUGUGACAAUGCUCAAGGAGUUUAUCGGGAAAUGUAGUUUCUUUCCACAGCCCCCAUGUUCCCCUCAG
This is a messenger RNA of Elgaria multicarinata webbii, 1589 nucleotides long. RefSeq names its product peptidase inhibitor 16 (gene PI16). Bases 1 to 1308 code for a protein of 435 amino acids. The transcript has 5 exons. NCBI's taxonomy places the organism in Eukaryota, Metazoa, Chordata, Lepidosauria, Squamata, Anguidae. Gene Ontology annotation, cellular component: extracellular region. The record is from RefSeq and is a predicted model, not a curated record.